Molecule: messenger RNA, 462 nt
Organism: Alternaria atra
Lineage: Eukaryota; Fungi; Ascomycota; Dothideomycetes; Pleosporales; Pleosporaceae
Exons: 1
Coding region: 1-462 (153 amino acids)
Source: RefSeq, a predicted model, not a curated record
AUGGCCGAACUCACAACCACAAAACCCACCCUCGCGACUCGACUCCUCAACAUCCUCCACUCACUCAGUCGACCCUUCAUCAUGCUUCCGUUCAUCGGCCUCACGCUCGUUAUCUUGCUCUCAGCACUCUACGGCAAUGUCCACGCCAUUCGCAUCCCGGGUGCCGAUGAGAAUCACAAGUAUAUGGUCGCUGUCAGUCAUUUCCCUCUAACCAAUACUGCGGCGAAAGAUCCAUACAAACCAGAUGAGGAUCGCCGACUCAUGGUCAGCUUGUUCAUGCCUGUCUCCAAGAAGUCAUGCUCGAACGAAUGUCAGAACAGCUACAUGCCCCCGCAAACUGCGGCGAUUGCGAACGAGCAGUUCAUCGAAGGAGGACAGCGGGAUGCAGGCGUUUUCGAACAAAUGAUCUACAAUGUCGUCGUGGCAGUUCCAGCGAUAUCGAUGCGAGCAAGUUUCCAGUAG